AGCACUCUCAGUCGGAUCGUGCGCCUCGCUAAUGAACGUUACCCCAUCGAGAACGAGAUUCGAGAACGCUCCUGAGCGAUGCAUUAGAUCAUAGUUGGUGACACCAGUCGACGUCCGAGAGCGGGAUCGCGAUACAGCCGCCGUGCGAGUGAGUGGGUGGCGAGAUAGUGGGGCGGGCAGGAACUGGAAGUGGAACCCCAACUCCCCACCGAACAGAAAAACAAAUCAGUGGUUCCGAUUCGCAGACGGGCUGUGUGCAUGUGAUUCAGAGCAAACAAACGUACGAAAUGCAAAACAUGUGGAUCAUUUUCCUCAUCAUCGGAUUGCUGGUGCUCGGGCUGCUGGUUCUGCUAAUUAUUGCGGCGCGGUAUCAGCGAGACUAUUGGCGCUAUCUGGACAUUCCGCACGAGAGACCCAAAAAGCUGUGGCCUAUCAUUAGGCAAAUAAUGACGCAGACAUUGAGUACGGAGGCUAUGAAGGCGGAGCAUUACUCGGCCAUAUACAAGAAGUUCAAGGGAAGCGGUCCCUUCUGCGGCUUCUACGCUCUGCUGCAGCCGCGAGCCUUGAUCCUCGAUCGGGAGCUGAUCAGGCAGAUAAUGAUCAAGGACUUUUGGAACUUCAAUGAUCGCGGCCUGUACUGCAAUCAGAAGUCGGAUCCCUUGUCGGGCGAUCUGUACGCCUUGCGGGGCGAGAGCUGGAAGGAGAUGCGCCAGAAACUGGAUCCCAGCCUCGAGGGCGAUCGCAUGUCCUUGCUGUACGACUGCCUCUACGAGGAGGCGGAACAGCUCCUCCUGACCGUCAGCAGCACCCUGAUAAGCCAGCCCCAUGCCACCGUUCACAUACAGAAGAUCAUGCGGCGCUAUGUGCUGUCUUCCCUGGCCAAGUGCGUUUUUGGCUUGAAUGCCGAACAGCGGAUAACGUAUCCCCUGGAGGACUUCGAGCAGAUGACCGAGCUGGCCCUGAAUAGCCACAAACACGGCUACCUCAUGAACCUGAUGAUGAUACGGUUCCCCAACUUCUGUCGCAUGCUGCGCAUGCGUCGCACGCCCAAGCAGGCGGAGGAGUACUUUAUAAAGCUACUUACGAGCAUUGUGGAGCAGCGAGAGGCGUCCGGAAAGCGUCAUAAGGACUAUUUGCAGCUGCUGAUCGACGUGAAGGCAUUGGAGUUCAUCACCCACCAGUAUGAAUCGGAUAAGGAACUAGCUGCCCAUCUGCAGAAUGAGUUGGCCGCCCAUUCAGUUGUCUUUCUGAAGGCGGGCUACGAGCAAACGGCCAACACUCUGUCAUAUGUACUCUACGAACUCGCAAUGCAUCCAGAACUGCAGGUGCGCGUGAGGGAGGAGGUCAAGAGGGCCAUCGAGCGGCAUGGGGGUCACAUAACCCACGAGUGCAUUAUGUCGCUGGCUUUCAUGGGCCAGGUGAUCAACGAAACACUACGCAUGCAUCCCAUAACACCGUACAUCCUACGUCGCACCUUGAACGACUAUGCCGUUCCGGACCAUCCCAAGUACAUACUGGUCAAGGAGCUGUUCCUCAUCAUUCCCACGCAUGCCAUCCAUCACGAUCCGGAUAUCUAUCCGGAUCCGGAGGAGUUCAAGCCGGAUCGCUGGAGCGGACCGCGGGAUUCGCUGCAGCAGCAGGGCACCUGGUUCGGAUUCGGCGUGGGUGCACGCAGCUGCAUUGGAGUACAAUUCGCCCAGCUGCAACUGCGCCUGGCCUUGGCUCUGCUCCUUUCCGAGUAUGAAUUCUCCUUGAAUACCAGGAAGCCACUGAUCAACCUGGAGGACGGUAUAGCACUAGCCCUGAUGCCAUUGGGAGUUAUAGAACCCGGAAACGAGGAGAGGGCGGUAUAAGUUCGCAGCUUGAGAGUGCAAGAUCACUGACAUUGGCUUAUCUCAGGGAUAGAAAAGAUUGGUUAAGUAAAGCCAAAGGUUUGCAUUAAAUGCAUAAACCUACAACUGUUAAACAUUAAAAUGAGCUCUAAAAUGUUAAUUAACCUUCUGCAUUUGAUGUGGCAUCUUUGGCAAUAUUUUAAUUUAAUUUUCAUGUUUCCGCUUUGUGCUUUAUAAGGAAAAAGUAAUUAAAGCAACUCAUUGUGGAAACAAAGAGAUUUAGCUUGUGUCAGUAUCUAAACCUCAAUCUUUUGCCCAAUGACGCAGAAUUUACUCUAUGAACAAAGUCUAGAAAGCAAUAUAAAACUCAGCAUAGUAACUAACCAAAACAAUAUUAAACUAAAGGUCAGGAAGCCCAAUGGCGGAGUCAGCAUAGAAUACUUAAUCUUAAACACCUGCUUUUAUUUAAGAAUUUAUUUAUUUGAGAAAACAUUUUCUUUUAAAUUAGCUUGUUUAAUUUCUAUUAAAUACACCAGGUUCUCCUAGAGAUGAACCCUUUGAUUUGUUAAAA
Drosophila erecta is the source of this 2403-nucleotide messenger RNA. It is a transcript of the gene Cyp317a1, whose product is annotated as probable cytochrome P450 317a1. Lineage: Eukaryota; Metazoa; Arthropoda; Insecta; Diptera; Drosophilidae. The transcript has a single exon. The record is from RefSeq and is a predicted model, not a curated record. Gene Ontology annotation, molecular function: oxidoreductase activity, acting on paired donors, with incorporation or reduction of molecular oxygen; heme binding; iron ion binding. The coding region runs from base 288 to 1853 and encodes 521 amino acids.